AUGGCGGCAGUUAUCAACCGAAGUGUGACUUCGCUCCACAACGAGCUGGAGUUUCUGUUUGAGUCCGAGGUGAUUUCCCAGGCUCUUUAUGACGAUAUUUGCAACAAGAUCCCUCGAAAGCUGACACCUGGUCAGAAGCUGGACUUGCCUGGUUCUCAAGUUGUUGGCAUUGCCGAGGUGACUGAGCGGGUUGCAGCUGUUCAAAUCACCCCUGCUGCCCCCUCCCCUCCCGUUGCUGUUCAUCCUGCCUCUGCUGGUUCAGGUGGCAAGGUGGAGGCUCUCUAUGACUACGUCGCACAGGACCCCACCGACCUGGCUCUUGUCAAGGGCGACCAGAUUGACAUCAUCGAGAAGCUGAACAACGACUGGUGGAAGGGCCGAGGCCCCAGUGGCAAGGAGGGAAUCUUCCCUGCCAACUACGUCAAGGAACUGUCUGAUACUCCCUACAUGGCUCCUCCUCCCGUGAGCCGAUCCCAGAGCACUGUAUCGUCUGUGGCUGCGGCAAGCUCCACCACCACUCUUCCCACGGUGUCCUCUUUGGCCGUGAACGAGGAGAAGUCCGAGAAGUCGGCCUACCCUUCUUACAAGCAGCCGGACUACGCCGCUCCCGCCGCCCAUUACAACCCUCCUCCUCCCACACAGUACAACCCCCCUCCCCCAGAGCAGUAUGGCUACCAGGCCCCACCUCCCCCGGGAUACCAGGGAGGGUACCAACCUCCUCCUCCCCAAGGCUACCAGGGCCAGCAGCAGCAGCAAUACUACCAGCCCCCUCCUCCGCAGACUGUGGUUGUGGAGCAGGGCCAGCAGCAUCAGGGUGGCGGAGGCCAUCUCAAGAGCAUUGGUUCAAAGUUUGGAAACGCAGCCAUCUUUGGUGCUGGAGCUACCCUUGGUGGAGACCUCAUCAAUUCUAUCUUUUAA
Messenger RNA from Yarrowia lipolytica CLIB122, 918 nucleotides. RefSeq lists its product as uncharacterized. Gene Ontology annotation, cellular component: cytoplasm. Gene Ontology annotation, molecular function: protein binding. Lineage: Eukaryota; Fungi; Ascomycota; Dipodascomycetes; Dipodascales. The record is from RefSeq and is a predicted model, not a curated record.